This is a messenger RNA of Oikopleura dioica, 1311 nucleotides long. NCBI's taxonomy places the organism in Eukaryota, Metazoa, Chordata, Appendicularia, Copelata, Oikopleuridae. The record is from the annotation of a GenBank genome assembly.
AUGGGGGAGGAAGAGAAGGGCGUUCCCACCGACGAGGAGAGCUUCAAAAAGAAAAAGAAGAAACUUCGCUUCUCUGGCGCCCAAGAAGAAGAAAAAGAGGAAACGGUGGUGGAAGAAGAAGUUUUCGGGGAAGAAGAGCAUCAGCACCUUGAAACGCAUCAACACAAAGAACAUCAUAGCCACAAAGAAUUUCACGAAAGAAAAGAAGAAAACGAAUUUUCAAUGCAACGAAGAGACACCCUUAUUCACUUCCAAGAAUUCAAGCCAAUCUUCAAUCCAAAAACGCUCAAGAAAGAUUUUGAAGCAGACAUCAUUCUCCUCACGAAUUUGAUCGACAAGCUGAACUAUGGCAUUGUUCAAAAAUGGAAGAAAGAACUUUUACGAGCUCAGAAUUAUCGAUCAAAUAACAGCAUCUUCGAGGUUCGAGGAGAAAUGUACAGUCUUUUCGGCUACACUGUUUUGAACAAAUUGAUGGUGAUGAAGACUUACUGGCUGGGGCAAAUGUUUACGAACUUGAAAAUUCUUGACGUGCAUCUGGAGGCGCUGGAGACGUACCUGGAGUACCUGAAAAUGAAGAUUUCCCAGGCAAAUGACGAAAACUUCCGAAAUCUGAUGGAAGCUCACCCAAAAGCGGCAAGUGAGGAUCUCGCCAUGCACACGCUCAAAGAAGACCACUGCGCGAGCUUUUGGGAAAAUACUCAGCGAGAUCUCGUUCCUUGCUCGCAAUUCGCCGCCGAUCACAAUUCGCACGUCAUUCUCAACGGAGACAUCAGUUUUACGAUAAAAGAGAUCAUCGAAAAUGAUUCGUCAAAAGUUCACGAGCUCAUGGCAAAAAUCGUCGUUUACAUGAAAAAAAUCAGCCUCCCGGUGAUUAAUUUGCCGGUAAAACACAAAGACACCAAGUUCGAACGAUAUCACAAAUUCAACACCGAAUUUGGAUACUCGAUCGCUUGGAAUUUGACGGUUUUCAGGGAUUUAUGCUUCAAGGAUAUUAAUCAGAGAAUAUUCAAUUUGAACACUUAUGCAAAAGAAAAAACAAGACAACUCCGAAAAUUCGAAAAGACAUUCAAUUCAAUGAACGAUCAAUUCGACAAGUACGAAAUCUCCUGCCUCCACCAAGAUGCUUCCGAUAACGAAAUCGGCGUUCGAUGUACCCCAGCUAUCGACGAACUCGAACGAAUUUUCCGACAAAACAAGGGCGAAAAGCUUCUUGAAACGCCGAUAAAUGUUCUGGCGGCCAGUCAGGACAGCCGAUUUACCGGUAGUGGAAUUCGUUCUUGCCAUUCUUGUGGCCAUGCUCUUUCAUAUUGA